CUCCUCCUCCUCCUCCUCCUCCUCCUCCUCCUCCUCCCUCCCGGCGGCGCCCCGCUGCCCGCCACCAUGUCGGCCGGCCAGGACGAGAGCUCGGUGCGGGUGGCGGUCAGAAUUAGACCACAGCUAGCCAAAGAGAAGAUUGAAGGAUGCCAUAUUUGUACAUCUGUCACGCCUGGUGAACCUCAAGUGUUCCUGGGAAAAGAUAAGGCCUUCACUUUUGACUAUGUGUUUAACAUUGACUCGCAGCAAGAAGAAAUCUAUAUACAGUGUAUAGAAAAACUGAUUGAAGGUUGUUUUGAAGGAUAUAAUGCCACUGUCUUUGCUUAUGGACAAACAGGUGCUGGGAAAACGUACACUAUGGGAACUGGAUUUGAUGUCAACAUAACAGAAGAGGAACAAGGCAUUAUAUCACGUGCUGUUAAGCAUCUUUUUAGAUGUAUCGAAGAAAAAAAACAAGCUGCUAUUAAACAAGGACUUCCACCUCCAGAUUUUAAAGUGAAUGCACAGUUCUUAGAGCUUUACAAUGAAGAAAUUCUUGAUCUGUUUGAUACCACACGUGAUAUUGAUGCAAAGAAUAAAAAAUCAAAUAUCAAAAUACAUGAAGAUUCAGCUGGAGGAAUUUAUACAGUGGGUGUUACAACCCGAACUGUGAAUGGAGAAUCAGAGAUGAUGCAAUGCUUGAAGCUGGGAGCUUUAUCUCGAACCACUGCCAGUACUCAGAUGAAUGUUCAGAGCUCACGGUCACAUGCUAUCUUUACUAUACACUUAUGUCAAACCAGAGUUUGCCCUGCGUUUAGCACUGAUAAUGCCACAGAUAACAGGAUAAUAUCUGAAUCCUCUCAGAUGAAUGAGUUUGAAACUCUUACUGCCAAGUUCCAUUUUGUUGAUCUAGCAGGAUCUGAAAGGUUAAAGCGAACAGGAGCUACAGGAGAAAGGGCAAAGGAAGGCAUUUCCAUCAACUGUGGAUUACUGGCACUUGGCAAUGUAAUAAGUGCACUGGGAGAUAAAAGUAAGAAGGCAACUCAUGUACCAUAUAGAGAUUCAAAACUUACAAGGCUUCUUCAAGACUCUCUUGGGGGAAACAGUCAAACCCUUAUGAUAGCAUGUGUGAGCCCUUCGGAUCGAGACUUCAUGGAAACCUUGAACACGUUAAAGUAUGCCAAUCGGGCACGAAACAUCAAAAACAAGGUGAUGGUUAAUCAGGAUAGAGCUAGUCAGCAAAUAAAUGCUUUGCGCAGUGAGAUUACACGGCUGCAGAUGGAACUCAUGGAAUACAAAACAGGUAAAAGGAUUAUAGAUGAAGAAGGUGUUGAAAGCAUUAAUGACAUGUUUCAUGAAAAUGCGAUGCUGCAAACAGAAAACAACAAUCUGCGUGUGAGAAUUAAAGCAAUGCAAGAGACUAUUGAUGCGCUGAGAGCCAGAAUAACACAACUUAUGAGCGAUCAGGCCAACCAAGUGCUAGCCCGAGCAGGAGAAGGGAAUGAAGAAAUUAGCAACAUGAUUCAUAAUUAUAUCAAGGAAAUUGAAGAUCUCAGAGCAAAAUUAUUAGAAAGUGAAGCAGUCAACGAAAAUCUUCGACGCAGCUUGUCAAGAGCUUCAACAAGAUCCACGUACUUUGGUGGACCAUCAACAUUUUCUACUUCUAUGCUUUCUUCAGAGAAAGAGACAAUGGAAAUUCUAGAUAUAGCCAAGAAAGACCUAGAAAAAUUGAAAAAAAAAGAAAGGAAAAAGAAAAAGAGGCUACAGAAACUUGAGGAAAGCAGUCAAGAAGAAAGAAGUGUUAAAGAGGAGAACACAGAUAAUGAGCAGGAGAAGAAAGAUGAAAAAGGCACUUUGGAGAGAGAGAAUAUUGAAUUGGAAGCAGAGGAAAUUCAGGAUGCAAGUGAUCAUGAGGAUGAAGAAGAAGAAGAGGAAGAGGAUGAAGAUGACAUGGAAAUUGUUGAAAGCUCAGAUGAAUCAGAUUCUGACUCUGAUGAAAAAGAAAAUUAUCAGGCUGACUUAGCCAAUAUCACCUGUGAAAUUGCCAUUAAGCAAAAACUGAUUGAUGAACUAGAGAACAGCCAGCGAAGACUGCAAACCCUGAAAAAACAGUAUGAAGAGAAACUGAUGAUGCUACAACACAAGAUUCGAGACACUCAACUUGAAAGAGAUCAGGUUCUUCAAAACUUGGGUUCUGUGGAGACCUAUUCAGAAGAAAAGGCAAAAAAAAUUAAGUCAGAGUAUGAAAAGAAACUCCAAGCUAUGAAUAAAGAACUGCAGAGACUUCAGACAGCUCAAAAGGAACAUGCACGUUUGCUUAAAAAUCAGUCUCAAUAUGAAAAGCAGCUGAAGAAACUGCAGCAGGAGGUGACAGAGAUGAAGAAAACCAAGGUUCGCUUGAUGAAACAAAUGAAAGAAGAGCAGGAAAAAGCUAGAAUGACUGAAUCUAGAAGAAACAGAGAGAUUGCACAGCUUAAAAAGGAACAGCGCAAGCGAGAGCAUCAGCUCAAGCUUCUGGAAGCUCAGAAAAGAAAUCAAGAAGUUAUCCUACGUCGCAAAACAGAAGAGGUUACAGCCCUUCGUCGGCAAGUAAGACCUCUGUCUGACAGAGUGGCAGGGAAAGUGAGUCGGAAACUGAGUCUGCCUGAUCAUCCUAUUCAAGAACCAAGUUCUAGUUCCUCUGUUGAGUAUGAUGGUUCGAGAACAGCAGCACAGCAGAAGAUGAGAAUUCCUGUUGCAAGAGUCCAGGCGUUAUCUGUAACUGCAACAAAUGGAACAGGAAAGAAAUAUCAGCGGAAAGCAGUGACAAGCAGAGUUUACUCCUCAAAGGCAGCAAGGAUGAAGUGGCAGUUACUUGAACGAAGAGUGACUGAUAUCAUUAUGCAGCGGAUGACCAUUUCCAAUAUGGAAGCAGAUAUGAACAGGUUACUUACGCAACGUGAAGAACUUACAAAAAGAAGAGAAAAGCUUUCAAAGAAAAGGGAGAAGCUCAUCAAGGAAGGGGAUGGCAGCGAAGCAGAUAGAAAUGUCCAAAACAUAAAUGAGGAGAUGGAAUCACUAACUGCGAAUAUAGACUACAUUAAUGACAGCAUUUCUGACUGCCAAGCAAACAUUAUGCAAAUGGAAGAAGCAAAGGAAGAAGGAGAGACCUUGGAUGUAACAGCAGUGAUCAAUGCUUGCACUUUGACAGAAGCUCGGUAUUUGCUUGAUCACUUCCUCACAAUGGGUAUCAAUAAGGGUCUCCAAGCAGCCCAGAAAGAAGCUCAGAUUAAAGUUCUUGAAGGACGUCUUAAGCAGACAGAAAUUACUAGCGCUACUCAAAACCAGCUGCUGUUUCAUAUGCUAAAAGAAAAAGCAGAGUUAAAUCCUGAACUUGAUGCUUUGCUGGGUCAUGCUUUGCAAGACCUAGAUAGCAUACCGCUGGAAAAUUUGGAAGAUAGUACCGAUGAGGACGCCCCGCUGCAUAGUCCUGGGGCAGAGGGAAGUUCAUUGUCUUCAGAUCUCAUGAAGCUUUGUGGUGAAGUCAAGCCCAAAAGCAAGGCCCGCCGGAGAACCACUACUCAGAUGGAACUGCUGUAUGCAGACAGCAGUGAUUUAGGCUCUGAUGUUAGUGCUACAGACUCUACUUUGCCUGGCCCUCUUACAGCUGUUGCAGAAACCCAAGAAAGUGGGAUGACUGCUGACACAAAUGAUACUUCUGCUAGGGACAGAGAGUUUAUUCCCCCACCAUCUGGCUUACCUUCUAAGAUAGGCAGCAUUUCUAGACAGUCAUCCCUGUCAGAGAAGAAGAUACCUGAACCUUCACCUUUAGCGAAGAGAAAAGCCUAUGAGAAAACAAUGGAAAAGACAAAGGCAAAAGAACAAAAACUCUCAGAUUCUGGAGCCCCAGAGGCUAGUCUGUCACCUCCUACUUCCCCACCAAGCCGGCCCCGUAAUGAAAUGAAUGUUUUUAGUCGUCUUACUGUUUCUCAGGGAAACACAUCAGUUCAGCAGGAUAAGGGGAUAAUUAACCCUUUCCCUGCUUCAAAAUACAUCCGAUCUUCCCCACUUCAGUGUAUCUCUACAGCUGAAGGACACACCAAGGCUGUGCUUUGUGUUGAUGCAACUGAUGAUCUUCUCUUCACUGGAUCUAAAGAUCGUACUUGUAAAGUCUGGAAUCUGGUAACUGGACAAGAGAUUAUGUCUCUGGGGGGUCAUCCCAAUAACGUUGUUUCUAUAAAAUAUUGCAACUACACUAGCCUGGUUUUCACAGUCUCAACUUCCUAUAUCAAGGUGUGGGACAUCAGAGAUUCUGCCAAGUGUAUUCGGACACUGACGUCUUCGGGACAAGCGAUGCCUGGGGAUGUGUGUUCAGGAAGUACUAACAGAACAGUCACUAUCCCGGCUGGAGAGAACCAGAUCAAUCAGAUUGCACUAAAUCCUACCGGCACUUUCCUCUAUGCGGCUGCUGGAAACUCAGUGAGGAUGUGGGACCUGAAGAGAUUUCAGUCUACGGGAAAACUAACUGGUCAUCUGGGCCCUGUUAUGUGCCUUACUGUGGACCGAAUUUCCAAUGGGCAAGAUCUUAUUGUCACUGGCUCAAAGGAUCAUUAUAUCAAGAUGUUUGAUGUAACUGAAGGGGCUCUCGGAAGUGUAAGUCCUACACACAAUUUUGAACCUCCUCAUUAUGAUGGCAUUGAAGCACUUGCUAUUAUGGGAGACAACCUUUUCAGUGGAUCCAGAGACAAUGGAAUUAAGAAAUGGGAUUUGGCUCAAAAAGACCUUAUACAGCAAGUUCCUAAUGCUCACAAAGACUGGGUGUGUGCUCUUGGCCUGGUACCUAGCGCCCCGGUUCUCCUCAGCAGCUGCAGAGGCGGUAUGCUGAAGCUCUGGAAUGUGGAAACCUUUGCACCCGUUGGGGAGAUGAAGGGACAUGACAGCCCUAUCAACGCAAUCUGCACCAACUCCAGCCACAUAUUCACAGCAGCAGAUGACCGGACUGUGAGGAUCUGGAAAGCUCGAAAUGUAAUAGAUGGGCAGAUCUCAGAUGCUGGAGAUGCAAGUGAAGAUCUUGCCAGUAGUUGAAAUGAUGGGUAGAAGUGAAUAUAUUGAUGGAAUUGCAGUGCACUCUAUGCAGUUUGCUGCAUGCUUAUUAGGCAAACACUGAUGACUGGAAUGAACUGAGAAAUGAGAGUGAACUCUUCUACUAGAACUGCUGUCCUUAAAACAUGUACUGUAUUUGAGAAAAAAUAACCUCCUGGUAAUAUGCUUGUGUCUAAAUGAUCAUAUAUAUAUCUAUAUAUAAUGGCUGAAUUUGUGUGCAUAUGUAACACUUGCAGUUUAAAUUAACUGGAAAUUGGUCUUCUCUAAUGACUGUCUCAAAAUUAUAUCCUGGAAUAUAUUAAAGAAGUGCUCUGCUGUAUUUCACUCACAAGUAUGAUCAGCCAUUUUGGAUUUUAGGGUAACAUGGGAGUAAUGAUGUACCCUUAAUAAGCCUUUGAUGAAGACAGACUUUGUUUCAAGCUUCUAAAAGGUCACUUACAGAGCUGUUAUGAAAGUGGAGUGAAUAAAAGAUGAGAGGAAGCUGCUAGUGACAGAUCAUUCUGAUAUGACUGUAUCCUGCUAACAGUGAAUGCCAUAUGAUUUGUGUUAAUGUUAGCAUAUAAUCCUUGUUGACCAAAGUUGUGCAGCUAUGUAUGCUCUGUGCUCAGGACUAGAACUAAAAUGCUCAUAAAUUGGUAUUUUUUUUAGUGUUUUGCCUAUAUUCUGUAAUGACUAGGUGUUCUUAAUGUCAUAACAGAAAUAUAUCUUAAUCUACUUUUCUUAUGGAUUUGUUUCUGUCAUCUCACAUGUUCUUUCUUUUUUUUAAGCAAAAUGUCUUUCCUUUUUAUCUAAUUUUAUAUGCUGCUAAAUGUAUUUUAAAUACACUGUUUUGCAAACCUUGGCAAUUACUAUGAGAACUGAACCAUCUGUAUGGGAAAAAGCAAUGUAAAUAGAUGGUUGUACAAAGAGAAUAUCUUAUCUUGUGCCUGUAUGAAUUUUAAAAUUCUUAGAGUGUGGAUUUGAGGGAGAAUGUAUAAUAUAUCCAGCUGCUCUGAGUAUUAAUUUGUAAAUUCUGCAGAUUUUAAAAUUUUAUGUAGAUUCAGAAAUUGUGUUUGGAUGUUGAGGUUUUUUUUGCAGAAAAUAUCAGUCUGUAAAUUAGAGCUUAUGUAGGUGACACUUAAAUAUAGAUGUGAAUGUGAA
This is a messenger RNA of Dromaius novaehollandiae (emu), 6201 nucleotides long. RefSeq names its product kinesin family member 21A (gene KIF21A). The transcript is spliced from 37 exons. Gene Ontology annotation, molecular function: microtubule motor activity; microtubule binding; ATP binding. Lineage: Eukaryota; Metazoa; Chordata; Aves; Casuariiformes; Dromaiidae. Gene Ontology annotation, biological process: mitotic spindle organization; microtubule-based movement; spindle elongation. The coding region runs from base 67 to 5043 and encodes 1658 amino acids. Gene Ontology annotation, cellular component: microtubule associated complex. The record is from RefSeq and is a predicted model, not a curated record.